This is a messenger RNA of Gastrolobium bilobum, 672 nucleotides long. RefSeq lists its product as uncharacterized. The transcript has a single exon. The coding region runs from base 1 to 672 and encodes 223 amino acids. The record is from RefSeq and is a predicted model, not a curated record. NCBI's taxonomy places the organism in Eukaryota, Viridiplantae, Streptophyta, Magnoliopsida, Fabales, Fabaceae. Gene Ontology annotation, biological process: root development; shoot system development.
AUGGCACCCCUUGAUUUUGAUACUCUUAAAGAUUUGCACAUUUCUGCAAAUGAACUCCUUCAUUCUCCAAUAGUUCAACAAGCUCUUGUUUAUGAAGAAAAAUGGGUUAAUGAUGUCUCAGAGUCAUCUCUGAGGAUGUUAGAGGUGUGUGGUAUCUCCAAAGAUGUUCUUUUGCUAGUAAAAGAACACCUUCAAGAACUUCAAUUUACUUUAUGCAGAGCAAGUAUUGGUGAACCAAGAAUUGAGGAAAAAAUCACAGCAUACAAUUGCUAUAGGAAGAAGUUGAAGAAAGAGAUUCUAAAGUGUUUGAAGGGUAUGAAGAGUAAAACAGUCACUUUGCACCCUCUAAUGGAAGAACAAAAACUAAAGUUGGUUGUUGAUGUGCUAAGAGAAGUAAGGGUGGCCAACAUUUCCAUUGUGGAAUCACUAUUGUUCCUAAUUUCCUCGCCCUGGUUGGAUUCAAAAUCAAGGAAAUUGUCUUUCACGUCAAAGCUUAUGCGUGUGAGUUUGCAGAAUUCGGAUGAUAUCUAUGAUGCCAUGGUGCUUCAAAGUGCAAACAAAAGGUUAGCAGGGGUUCAGAUGGCAAUAGAAGAUCUUGAGGUUGAGUUGGAAAACAUGUUUAGACGUUUGAUCCACACAAGGGUUUUGCUUCUAAACAUACUUACCAACUAG